Molecule: messenger RNA, 728 nt
Organism: Schistocerca americana (American grasshopper)
Lineage: Eukaryota; Metazoa; Arthropoda; Insecta; Orthoptera; Acrididae
Exons: 5
Coding region: 58-702 (214 amino acids)
Source: RefSeq, a predicted model, not a curated record
AGUGUAUGAUACACUGGAUACUUUCAAAUUAUUUCUGUGAGCUCAAGCAUAUUACACAUGGAAGAUCCACUUGUUUUUGAAGCUAUUGCCCUGGCAGUGGCAGUAAAUCUUCAGAUUAGGGCAGAACGGCGACGAAAACGAAAAGCCAGGCGUUGUUGGGUUCGACCCUGGCUGAAAAGAAGGGACGAAGGCAGGGGAAUAUAUUCACUUUUAAUGAAAGAACUGAGGCCCGAAGAUCCGCAAGAAUUUCGGAACUUCGUUAGGAUGGACAUGGCCUGUUUUGAGAAGCUGCUGUCUAUGAUAGAAGAUAGAAUCAAAAAGUGUGACACAGUCAUGAGGGAGGCUAUCUCACCUUCUCGAAGGCUGGCUGUAACAAUGCGGUUCCUGGCGACUGGGGAAUCUUUUAAGAGUCUGGCUUUCAGCCACAGAAUUGCACAGCCUACCAUUUCAAAAGUUGUUGUGGAUGUAUGCACUGCAAUUUGCGAAAUUUUAAAGGACCAAUACUUAAAGGCACCAUCAACAGAAGAAGAGUGGAAUAAAAUUGCCAAAGAAUUUGAUGAACUGUGGCAGUUCCCAAACUGCAUUGGCGCAAUGGAUGGGAAACACAUAGCAUUUGCCCCACCACGAACUGCUGGCUCAACAUACUUCAAUUAUAAAAAAAAAAUUCCACAGUGUUGUUUUACUAGCUUUUGUGGACGCUAGGUACCGAUUCUCUUUGAUUGACAUUG